CGGUGGACGAAUCGUGGAACUGGCGGAUUUUCAGUAAUUGUUGAUUGGAGAUCUCCAAAUAUUGCACUGAUUAUUGGUUACCGUGUUUUAAUAACUUUUCUCGCGGCUAAUCUUUUUGUUAACUUUAUCUCAUAAUUAAAAAAUACAAAAUAGUGUUAAAUAAUUCUAAACUUCGAGGUCUUUGAUCGUUUGUUGGUGAAUACAAGAUGUCGGUGUGCUUCCUUGUGCCUACUCAUCAUUUUGCCAGUUGGUCCCUUUAAUAAAAAAAAGACUUAUUUAUUCUAUUCAAUCUAUAAAUUAAUCCGGAUAGUAAUUUUAACAAUGUCGUUGAGGGAUCAAGAGGGUAAUGCUCCUGAAAUAGAAGAAAUUGAAGGAGAGAUUGAAGAGUCUCCAACAGUUCAUAUCCAUACAACACUUAAUAAUUACUGGGCUAAAGUUAAUGAGGAUAUAAAGAAAAUAACUGCUGAUGACUUUAAAACACAAUCACUACCCCUAGCCCGGAUAAAAAAAAUAAUGAAACUGGAUGAGGAAGUAAAAAUGAUAUCUGCAGAAGCCCCAAUAUUAUUUGCAAAAGCCUGUGAGAUAUUCAUACAUGAGUUGACCUUACGGGCCUGGUCACAUACUGAAGACAAUAAGAGGAGGACCUUGCAGCGGAACGAUAUAGCAAUGGCAAUAUCUCGUUCAGACCAAUUUGAUUUCUUAAUCGACAUAGUUCCAAGGCAAGAGAUAAAAUUUAACCGUGUCAGAGAGGAAACCCGAGUGAAUGCACCGGCAGAUCCUAUAAAUGUCCCAGUGCAACACACAUCUCCAGUUGCGAGUACACAAGUUGUGACACAACCCUGCACACAAAUCGUUCAGCCGUCAUCGAGUACGACGUCAGCGAGCAGCAGCAAUCAAGCUGUCACAUUGUUACAACAAGUCGUGAACUCGUCUGGAGAAGUUCAACAUGUUCCUCUUAUCCUGUCACAAGCCCAACUGACCAUGAUCCGCAUGCAGAUGCAGAACAAUCCAAACGCGCCCAUCAUCCUCCAGGCCCAGUCGCAGUCCCAACAGCAAGAGCCACAGCCCAUUCAGCUAAUGCUGUCACAAGCCCAGCUGAACAUGAUCCGUAUGCAGAUGCAGAACAAUCCAAACGCGUCCAUCAGCAUACAGGCUCAACAACAGUCCCAACAGCAGACGCCACAGAUUAUUCAGGUAUCAUCGCAAGGUGCGCACGCGCCGCACCAAAUCUUUCUGGCACAUGUGUCGGGACAGGAAGAGUCCUAGUAUAAAUGUGAAUUGUCAAAGUGUGAUAAAGUGAAUUAAAGGCCGGACUGUUAUUAUAAGGCCAAGACUAUUAUACAGUGAUUCGUGUCUACCAUAUCGUAGUCCUCGGUUUGAGGCCAAGUUAAAGAAAUUGAGGCAUUAAAGAUUAAACAGAGAAAUGAGA
Pieris brassicae (large cabbage white) is the source of this 1429-nucleotide messenger RNA. RefSeq names its product nuclear transcription factor Y subunit gamma (gene Nf-YC). Bases 322 to 1266 code for a protein of 314 amino acids. Gene Ontology annotation, molecular function: DNA-binding transcription activator activity, RNA polymerase II-specific; protein heterodimerization activity; DNA binding. The transcript is spliced from 10 exons. Lineage: Eukaryota; Metazoa; Arthropoda; Insecta; Lepidoptera; Pieridae. The record is from RefSeq and is a predicted model, not a curated record. Gene Ontology annotation, biological process: regulation of DNA-templated transcription. Gene Ontology annotation, cellular component: CCAAT-binding factor complex; nucleus.